AUGGCAAUUUGUAGGGUUGUUGGAUACCCAGACCUCUUCUUAACAUUUACUUGCAAUCCUGAGUGGCCUGAGCUUGAGGAUUUUCUAAAGAAUAGGGAUCUAAAUGCUGAAGACCGUCCUGAUAUGGUAUGUCGAGCCUUUAAGGUCAAAUUGGAUCAUCUAAUCCAAGACAUCAGAAAGAACGAUAUAUUUGGAAGGGUCGUUGCAGUUGUCUAUACUAUCGAAUUCCAGAAGCGUGGUCUACCCCAUGCACACAUCUUGGUCUUUUUACAUCAAGAUGACAAGUAUCCAACUGCAGAUGAUAUUGAUCAAAUCAUAAGUGCUAAAAUACUAGAUAAGGACAGAGAUCCACUAUACUAUGAAGCUGUAGAAAAAUAUAUGAUGCACGGUCCAUGUGGGAGCAUCAAGAAAGACUCACCGUGCAUGGAGAAUGGGAAGUGCAUUAGACACUUUCCUAAGAAAUUCGUCAAUAACACUACUAUUGACGAGGAUGGAUAUCCUGUUUACAGGAGAAGAGAUGAUGGAAAGACAAUUAGCAAAUGUGAGGUUGAACUUGACAAUCGUUAUGUUGUCCCACACAAUAGGAAGCUUCUUUUGAGAUAUGGGGCACACAUUAACGUUGAAUGGUGUAACCAAUCAAGAUCAAUCAAGUAUUUAUUCAACAGUGGCACAGCCGAUGCAGAGAAUGAUGAGUGUGAUGAAGUUAGCAUGUAUUAUGACUGUAGAUAUAUAUCUCCAUGUGAAGCAGCUUGGAGAAUAUUUGGGUACGGAAUCCACUUUAGAGACCUUUCUGUGGUACGUUUGGGGUUCCACUUGCCAGGUGAGCAACCUGUUGUUUUUCAAGAUCAUGAAAAUCUAGAAGAUGUUGUUAAGAAGUAUUCUGUGAAGGAAUCUAUGUUUCUUGGAUGGUUCGAGGCAAACAAGAAGUACGGUGAGGCUCGAAGUUUGACAUAUUCAGAAUUCCCAUCCAAGUUUGUGUGGAAGCCACUACCAAGGAAAUGGUUCCCACGUAAGUCUCAUUUAGUUAUUGGACGGAUAUUCUUUGUGCCGCCAGGAUCAGGAGAAAUAUACUAUCUUCGAUUACUCCUAAAUUUUGUGAGAGGCCCAACCAGCUAUGAGGAUAUUAGAACUAUUAAUGGUAUUCUAUACCCUACAUUUGGAGAUGCAUGUUAUGCACAAGGUAUUCUAGAUGAUGACAAGGAAUAUAUCGAUGCUAUUGAGGAAGCAAGUAUCUGGGGGUCGGGUCAAUAUCUCAGGAAACUAUUUGCAACACUGUUAUUUUCAAACACCAUAACUAGACCGGAACAUGUAUGGAAAAACACAUGGAAAUUACUUUCGGAUGAUAUCCUACAUAAACAAAGGAGGAUACUUGACAAUCAAGAUUUACAUAUGACAGAGACAGAAAUAAGAGACUUGACUCUUAUUGAAAUUGAGAACUUAUUAAAGGGAUGCAAUAAGAGCCAAAGAGACAUCCUUUCUAUGCCAUUCCCUAACAUGGACAUGUGUUAUCAACAAUUGAUGUCCAAUGGUGUCAAUAGGCUUAUUUGUGACGAGCUUCGUUAUGAUAGGCGAAAAUUGGUAGUGGAACAUGCAUAUUUAUUACAAAAGCUAAUAGAUGAGCAGAAGAGAGUGUACAAACAAAUAUUAGCAGCUGUCAAUAGUGGUGAUGGUGGUGUGUUUUUUCUAUAUGGAUAUGGCGGUACAGGGAAGAUAUUUGUUUGGAAAACAUUAGCUGCUGCAAUUAGAUCUAAAGGUCAAAUUGUCUUGAUGGUUGCUUCGAGUGGGAUAGCAUCUCUCUUGCUCCCUGGUGGAAGGAUAGCACACUCGCGUUUUGCAAUCCCUAUUAACCUUGACGAGUUUUCAACAUGUAACAUUAAUCAGAACAGCCCUUUGGCAGAGUUGAUAAUUCGAUGUAAGCUUAUUAUAUGGGACGAAGUUCCAAUGGUCAACAGACUUUGUAUUGAAGCACUUGAUAGAACAAUGAGAGACAUCUUAAGGUUCAAGAAUGCUAAUAGUCUUCAACAACCUUUUGAAGGCAAGACUGUUGUAUUUGGCGGGGAUUUUCGACAAAUACUACAUGUCAUACCCAAGGGCAGCAGGCAAGAUAUUGUCAAUGCAAUAAUCAAUUCUUCAUAUAUUUGGGAUAGUUGCAAGUUGUUGUCACUAACACAGAACAUGCGGUUGCGGGCGGACACUCUUGAUGAAAGAAAAUGA
Molecule: messenger RNA, 2214 nt
Organism: Arachis ipaensis
Lineage: Eukaryota; Viridiplantae; Streptophyta; Magnoliopsida; Fabales; Fabaceae
Biological process (GO): DNA repair; telomere maintenance
Molecular function (GO): DNA helicase activity
Source: RefSeq, a predicted model, not a curated record